AUGACUAACUCCCUUUUCUACCUUUUUCGUUUCAGUUUCUUUUGGUUUUUUUAAUUUCUCAUAUGAACUGUCACAACUGAGAUUAAAGAAAAGAAAAAGAAAACAAGAUUUUUUUCUUUCUGCUUCCAUCUCUCCUCAUCACAAGCCAAGGUGUUUGUUGUGUUGAGAACUGAGAAGAAUUGUGUAUUUAUUACAUACGGGUCUGUCAGGAACCCUGGAUUUUCCUCCCCUUCCACCUGUGUUUUUUUUAUCUCCAUUCCUGAGCUUCCUCUUUACUUUAGAGAAGAUUAAAGAAGAAAAGCACCUAACUUCUCCAACCUCCAACCUCCAACCUAUAUAUUCAUUUUUUUGUUUUUGAUUUUCGGGACAACCCAAAAGAGAAAGAAAACCUCCAGAUCUCUCUCACACAAAAAAGAACAAAAGGAAGAAAAAAAAAAAAAGAGAGAAAAAGAAUGAGAGACAUAGUUUCUUGUUUCAGUGAAAGCGCAGUGAGUGUGUCUAAUCCUUCAUGUUCCAGCUACUCAAACACAGCUUGCAUCAAUCCAAGCCUUUCCCCUUCAAUCCAAAAUUCCGUCGCCUGUGUUUACAGAAUCACCCUCUCAACCCAGAAGAAAAUCUUGAUCACAGUCACCUGGUGCAAGACGAAUUCCGCUCAAGGCCUAAGCAUAAGCUUCGGGGAUGACCCAUCGGCGGCGGCGACGGCCUUCCGGCUCAACACGAAUUCCCGGUUGUUCAGGAAGAAGAAAGGAAGCAAAUUGAUGGAAUCCGGUAAUUCGAACAUCGAAGUUUUCUGGGAUCUCUCUAAUGCCAAGUACGAAGCAGGGCCUGAGCCUGUCGAGGGAUUCCAUUUGCUCAUCAUGGUUGAUUCAGAAAUUGGCCUAAUUUUAGGCGACAUAGCCGAAGAAACCGUCGCCAAGAAAUUCAAACCGACGACUUCUGCAGCAAAUGUCUCUCUGAUUUCGCGGCGGGAGCAUUGUUCGGGAAAUACCCUUUACUCAACCAAGGCCCAGUUCUGCGACGCCGGCAUUGCGCACGAGAUUUUGAUCCGGUGUACCGGAGAAAACGAGGGGUUGAGGUCGCCGGUUUUGUCGGUGUGCAUCGACAAAAAGACGGUGAUUCGCGUGAAGAGGCUGCAGUGGAACUUCAGAGGGAACCAGACAAUUUUUGUCGACAAUUUGUUGGUUGAUCUGAUGUGGGAUGUGCAUGAUUGGUUCUUCAAUCCUGCAUCUGGAUAUGCUGUGUUCAUGUUCAGGACGAGAAGUGGCUUGGAUAGCCGGCUUUGGCUGGAGGAGAAGUUGGUGCAGAAGGAUCAAGAGAGAGUUGAAUUCUCUUUGUUGAUCUAUGCCUGUAAGAACCAAUAAUUUUUUUCAUUUUUCAUUUUUCUUUUUUCUUUUUUCUUUUUGUUCUUGUUUUUGUUUCUUCCUUUUUCUUUUCAUUGGUGUUUCUUCGAUUUUUACCUUUCAAUAUUCUUUUUCUUUUCUGCUUGAAAGGAAUAGACACUUACUCUUUUAUAUGUAAAAAAAUUAA
Molecule: messenger RNA, 1527 nt
Organism: Corylus avellana
Lineage: Eukaryota; Viridiplantae; Streptophyta; Magnoliopsida; Fagales; Betulaceae
Product: DUF868 family protein (DUF868)
Source: RefSeq, a predicted model, not a curated record